Molecule: messenger RNA, 399 nt
Organism: Arctia plantaginis
Lineage: Eukaryota; Metazoa; Arthropoda; Insecta; Lepidoptera; Erebidae
Source: the annotation of a GenBank genome assembly
AUGUAUUUUAUUUCAAGUUUAAUUAAAGUUAGUAUCCCAAAUUAUUUGGCGAGUCUCCCUAUUCCUGAUAGCAUCGGAGGAUGGUUUCACCUUGGAGUAAAAGAUUGGCUGGCUUUGAUUCCACCUACUGCAGUUGUAGGUGGAAUAUCAUACUACUCGUAUCAAACAAUUAAGAAAGCUCGCGAGGCUGACAAUGGACAGAUAAAUCCUGGUAUUCGAAAGGAUAUCAAUAAAGUUGUGGAUUUUAUAGACAUUGAAGACAUCACUGAGAAGGCCGCAUUAUGUCGCUGCUGGAAGAGCAAAAAUUGGCCUUACUGUGAUGGUUCCCAUGGCCAGCAUAAUAAAGAAACAGGUGACAACACUGGUCCAGUGGUGGUGAGGCACAAGGAAAAUAAGUGA